Pomacea canaliculata is the source of this 2906-nucleotide messenger RNA. RefSeq lists its product as uncharacterized. The transcript has 5 exons. The coding region runs from base 209 to 1282 and encodes 357 amino acids. NCBI's taxonomy places the organism in Eukaryota, Metazoa, Mollusca, Gastropoda, Architaenioglossa, Ampullariidae. The record is from RefSeq and is a predicted model, not a curated record.
UUUCUUCAGAUCACUGAUGGCUGUGUGUAUGAUGUCCCUAGUCAGAGCUUUGCUUCAUAUUAAACAAGGACAUGAGCACAUAAACACACACUCACAUUAAGGAAGAAGAUUGCUUUAAAUAAUCAGCUUUUAUUUUCUUUCGCCUGCAUUUAAUGUGUAAAUACACUAGCUCUGAGUCAUCCACACAACUUUUAUAGCUAGAGUCAAGAUGUCUACACCUCGCUCUGUGCUAACAAGUGUGUUCACAUUGCUUGUGUUUCUUACAGUGGCUUAUGGACACCUGGAAAAGUGUGCAGUGCUCGAAUUUCUUCACCUGACAGAAAAUGUUUGUAUCAAGCAAAACGACUUCGUCAACCUGACCUUCUGGCUGAAUACUUCAGGCUGUGAGACAUCAGACACAGUCUACAUACUGUUAGUGAGGGUCAAAACAGACACAAACAUCGCCGAUGACGAAGGACGGUUAGCUGUUAUUAACGGCAGGUGUGACGUCAUAAUUGGACAAUUACUCCGCUGUGUCAGUCCAGCUGGUCCCGUGGAGCUGUACAGGAGAGUGAACAGAGCGCACAUACAAAUUGAAUGGAGAUGGUGGUGGAAGGAAAAUGGGUCGUUUACCGACAGAAAGAAAAUAUUAAACAUAACUGCUUGUGCACCGUCUUAUGUCACAAUUCUAACUGUCAACGGACAGGAGACUAACGGAACUUUUAUUACCGAUGUGGGUCAGAACAUCAGCAUCUACUGCGCCUUUGAUAAAGGAAACCCUCCCACUACCUUUCGUCUGUUAGACAGAAAUGGAGGUGAAAUAGAUGUCGCUAGAGAUGAAAGUCACAUUAUUCAUUCCUUCGCGCCUGUUUCAUGUGAAGAAGACUGGCCAGUCAUCCGGUGUGAAGGAAACAGGGCUAUAGAAAAUAAAUUUGUAUCAUUGCUUGUAAGAUGUCCACCACAGUUUGCUGACAUGGCUCCAAAAUUCGUGUAUCCAGAUGUAAAUGAUCACGUGAUAUUAAAUAUCAAAGCCCACUCGACAACACUCAGUGGAUGUCUGUUGACCAGAGCCUCUACAGAAGAAAACUGGAGACAAAAAGUGAACUGUAGUCUUCAUGGUGUUCCUCCGAACCUGACUUUAAACAUUAGUCUUCACAAUGAAGUGAAGUUGAUCCUGGGCAACUGGACAUUAAAUGUUACCAAUGAUAUAGGCAGUGGAGACAUCGUACUGACAUUUAUUGCCACCUCUGGAUCUGUGAAUGGAAAGGAAAAAGUUUCUAAGGAUGAUAUAAAGAACACUUAAAAAACAUUUAGCAUUUGAUUAUAGGUCACUUUAGAUAUUUGAAAUUAGUAGUAUCGUGCAAGGGUCAUAUCAUCUGGUGAAUAUAUUUUACAAGUUAGAUUAAAGACAUCUAGACACAAUCGCAUGCAAAGUUGACACACACUUAGUCAUGUUUAGAAUGGACUUUUUAUUUGAUAUGAUGUUACCCUGUGUUAUUAUCAUUAGGUGAAAGGACCAGGUAUGUCCAUGUAUUAUUAUUAAGUAAAAGGACCAGGUAUGUCCCAGCAUAAACGGAAAAUUUGGCCAAGCUUGGGGAAAGCUUGUAACAUUGGUUUGCCCAUUGCCAAGCAUCCCCCAAGCAAACGCCAGAAUCUUCAGCAUUCGCGGUGCGCGCGCAACGUGAUCUGCGAUCGCGAGAUUGGCGAAACCUCUUCGCCGCCAAGAUGUUCAACACAACCCUGGCCGCCAAAAUUGAGCCAGUCUCACUGACAUGAAUAUUCAUGACUAUCAAGUCGCUGUUCGCUAAGAAAAGAUUUUCACGGCGUGUGUUUGUAAUUAUAAUUAUUUUUAGAUUGUUGUGUCGCUUCAGAAUGUCAACAAGUAUAUAGAAAACCCUCGCACGUGUUCCUGUUGCCUUCUAAUUAGAGCGAAAUAAAGUGGCUUGUUCUCUAGACUUCAUUGGUCUUCAGUUUUCAGUCUUCACGUUUUGUCACAAGUUUUUUAAGGUACAAGUAUCCAGACUCUAAAUGUUCAUCGACCAGUAUGUGAAAUUUUAGCAAAAGUGAGCGCAUCUGAAAUUUUAGGGAAAUGCUCUAGGGGAGCUGAAUUCUCGGAAAACAAAUACUCGUUUCUACAAAUUAGGUGUGGAGUACUUUGAUGUGGAAGCUGCUCUAUGAGCUGCAAGCGCCACAGGGAAAUAGAAAGCGGAUGUAUAUUUGUAGUUUGUAAGUAAUUAGAAUUUCUUCUCCACCACUAUUUGUUUAUGAAGGCAGUGUUCGUAUUUUAAAACGCAGAAUCUACACAUUAAAAAUAAACAUACAUAUGUAAACAUAAAGAUGAUGGAUGCUUUAUUCGCAUAAUGUACGAUUAACUCGCAUAAAUAUUUUAGUCAAAUGACCAGCCUGUGCAUACCGAUACUAACAAGUACGCCUAAACAGUCAUAUCUUUAUCGGUUGGAGAUUAUUUUACUAACCUUUGUUAAGCUGUACGUCAGCAAAAAAAAAAAAAAAGACAAAUACCAGCAUGUAUCGGGAGCCUGCGCAAAAUGUUUCAAAAUAAAUAUCAUAUCUCAGCUUAAAGUUGUUAAAAUGUUUUACAGAUUUAAAAAUAUUUUGCGUGAGUUUUGUAAGCUUAUUAACAAGAACUCUACACUUAAUAGAAAGCUUGAAGUAUCCGUGCAUUUUAAAUUCAAAUAUUGUUCUGAUGUCUUUAUUACUAAGCAGGCUUGUUGAGGAAGAUGACAUAUACAUUUUUGAAAAGAAAGUUAUUGCGAAAUCUGUUUAAUGGAUUCUAUAUUAGCAUUUUAUUUCAAUAAGUAUAUGUAACAACGUAUGCAUUCAAACAUAACGUUUGAUCUUAAUGUUUACUUAAGAGUUUGUUUUGGCAGUAUCUAUCAAUAACUUCCUUUCUUCUUUAAAAUGUUGAA